This is a messenger RNA of Pygoscelis adeliae (Adelie penguin), 570 nucleotides long. It is a transcript of the gene PTRHD1, whose product is annotated as peptidyl-tRNA hydrolase domain containing 1. The transcript has 2 exons. The record is from RefSeq and is a predicted model, not a curated record. The annotation marks the transcript as partial. NCBI's taxonomy places the organism in Eukaryota, Metazoa, Chordata, Aves, Sphenisciformes, Spheniscidae. Gene Ontology annotation, molecular function: peptidyl-tRNA hydrolase activity.
GGGGCCUCAGGGCGGUCAUCGGGCAGCCCCCGUGUGGACGCGGGGUCGGGCAGAGCCGUUUGCCUCAGCACGCGGCGCCAGGCGAGCUUUUUGGGGGAAAAACCUGCAUUUUUGAAGGUUUGCAACCAGCGUUGGUUCAUCACCCCCCGGCUCCGACCCCCGGUGCUUGCAGAGGCCGGCGGUGCGGUCAGGGCCUGCCAAGAACAAGAUGCCUUUUGGGCUCCGGAUGAAGCCGCCCUGAGGGCGCUGGCGGAGACCCUGAAGCAGCACAGCAUCGACCACGAAGUGUGGACGGAGCAGCCCGAGAACACGGCCACCUGCCUGGCGCUCAGGCCCUACCCGAAGGACCAAGUGCACCAGCACCUGAAGAAAUUUAAAUUGCUGAAGUGACCGCGGCGGUGACGGCUCUCCUCCUGGGCCGGAGCCGAGCUCAGCCCCGGACAGGCGCCGGGAGGAAAGCUGCCGUGUCUCGGGAGCGCUGUGCUAAUGCUCAGCAGCAGGUAGCCUCCUCCUCCUUGCGUGGUGAUAGCGGUUACGGAGUGUGAAACGGUUCUUUGGCGGGGUGGAUUA